This is a messenger RNA of Prosopis cineraria, 2697 nucleotides long. RefSeq names its product ATPase 7, plasma membrane-type-like. Gene Ontology annotation, biological process: regulation of intracellular pH; proton export across plasma membrane. Gene Ontology annotation, cellular component: plasma membrane. Bases 64 to 2655 code for a protein of 863 amino acids. The record is from RefSeq and is a predicted model, not a curated record. The transcript is spliced from 18 exons. NCBI's taxonomy places the organism in Eukaryota, Viridiplantae, Streptophyta, Magnoliopsida, Fabales, Fabaceae. Gene Ontology annotation, molecular function: ATP hydrolysis activity; ATP binding; P-type proton-exporting transporter activity.
CUUCAGCAUCUCAAAUGCUCAAAACACGGUUUGAGCUCUGAGGAAGUACAGCAAAGGCUGGACAUGUUUGGAUAUAAUAAGCUAGAAGAAAAGAAGGAAAGUAAAAUACUGAAAUUUUUGGGGUUCAUGUGGAAUCCAUUGUCUUGGGUGAUGGAAGCUGCUGCUCUUAUGUCCAUUGCUAUGGCACACGGAGGGGGCGAGCGUGGAGAUUAUCACGAUUUUGCUGGCAUAGUCAUGUUGCUUCUCAUCAAUUCUACCAUAAGCUUCAUGGAAGAAAACAAUGCUGGAAAUGCAGCUGCUGCACUUAUGGCUCGUCUGGCCCCUAAAGCUAAGGUACUGCGUGAUGGAAAAUGGAGUGAAGAAGAUGCCUCAGUGUUGGUUCCUGGCGACAUAAUCAGCAUCAAGCUUGGUGACAUUAUUCCUGCAGAUGCUCGUCUCCUUGAAGGAGAUCCUUUAAAGAUUGACCAAUCUGCUCUGACUGGAGAGUCACUUCCAGUGACCAAAAAUCCUGGAGAUGGAGUAUAUUCUGGCUCAACUUGCAAGCAAGGAGAAAUAGAAGCUGUGGUUAUUGCCACUGGAGUCCACACUUUCUUUGGCAAGGCAGCUCAUCUUGUGGAAAAUACCACACAUAUAGGACACUUCCAGAAGGUUCUGACAUCCAUUGGGAACUUCUGCAUUUGUUCGAUUGCCGUUGGGAUGCUCAUCGAAAUGAUCGUGAUAUGGGGAAUUCAUAAGAGAAAAUACCGAAUUGGAGUUGACAACCUCCUCGUGCUACUCAUCGGUGGGAUCCCAAUUGCAAUGCCAACUGUUCUUUCUGUCACAAUGGCUAUUGGUUCACACAAAUUGUCUCAGCAGGGUGCCAUAACCAAGAGAAUGACUGCCAUUGAAGAAAUGGCUGGAAUGGACGUGCUGUGCAGUGACAAAACAGGCACACUAACUCUUAACAAGCUUUCUGUGGACAAGAGUUUGAUUGAGGUUUUUCCCAAAGGCGUUGACAAGGACAUGGUUGUACUUAUGGCUGCAAGAGCAUCAAGGACAGAGAAUCAAGAUGCAAUUGAUGGUGCAAUUGUUGCAAUGUUAUCAGAUCCAAAAGAGGCAAGAGCCGGUAUAACAGAAGUUCAUUUCCUUCCAUUCAAUCCAACUGAUAAGAGAACUGCACUUACAUAUAUCGAUGCUGAUGGUAAGAUGAAGAGAGUUAGCAAAGGUGCACCAGAACAGAUUCUCAACCUUUCACAUAACAAAGCCGAAAUUGCACAGAAGGUUCAUGCAACUAUUGACAAGUUUGCAGAACGUGGACUACGGUCUCUUGCAGUAGCCCGGCAGGAAGUACCUAAAGGAACUAAAGAAAGUGCAGGAGGCCCCUGGGAAUUUGUUGGCCUUCUUCCACUUUUUGAUCCUCCUCGCCAUGAUAGUGCGGAAACAAUCAGAAGAGCUCUGGAUCUUGGCGUGAGUGUUAAAAUGAUAACAGGAGAUCAACUUGCAAUUGCUAAGGAAACAGGAAGGCGUCUAGGAAUGGGCACUAACAUGUAUCCUUCUUCAUCUCUUCUUGGUGAACACAAAGGUGAAACACUCGAGUCUCUACCAGUUGAUGAGCUCAUUGAGAACGCUGAUGGAUUUGCUGGUGUCUUUCCUGAGCACAAGUAUGCGAUUGUGAAGAGGUUGCAAGCUAGAAAGCACAUUUGUGGGAUGACUGGUGAUGGUGUAAAUGACGCUCCUGCCUUGAAGAUAGCAGACAUAGGUAUAGCUGUAGCAGAUGCCACUGAUGCUGCUCGAAGUGCAUCUGACAUAGUUCUAACAGAACCCGGAUUGAGUGUGAUCAUAAGUGCUGUCUUAACUAGCCGUGCUAUCUUCCAAAGGAUGAAAAACUACACGAUAUAUGCUGUAUCUAUCACUAUACGUAUCGUGCUGGGCUUUAUGUUACUGACAUGCUUUUGGAAAUUUGACUUCCCUCCCUUCAUGGUUCUUAUAAUUGCCAUUCUCAAUGAUGGUACCAUCAUGACAAUAUCUAAAGACAGAGUUAAGCCUUCUCCAGCACCUGAUAGUUGGAAGCUCAGUGAAAUUUUUGCAACUGGGAUUGUCCUUGGAGGAUAUCUGGCUCUAAUGACUGUAAUAUUCUUCUGGGCAGCUUAUGAAACUGACUUUUUCCAUAACCAUUUUCAUGUGGAAAACUUCAAUUCAAACCUUCGUGACAUGAAAGAUGACGCUGUCGCCAAGGUACUGAAUGAGAAGAUGGGAUCUGCAGUGUAUCUUCAAGUCAGUGUCAUCAGUCAAGCAUUGAUCUUUGUGACUCGCGCUCAUGGAUGGUCUUACACCGAACGACCUGGUCUUUUGCUUGUUUUCGCUUUCGUUGUUGCUCAGCUGGUUGCAACAGUUUUAGCCGCCACUCUGACUUGGAACGUUGGUGGAAUCAGAAGCAUAGGUUGGAGGUGGACUGGAGUCAUCUGGUUAUACAACAUUGUAACCUAUGUAUUGUUGGAUCCUAUAAAAUUUGCUGUCCGUUAUGCAUUAAGUGGAAGGGCUUGGAAUUUGGUCGUAAAUCAAAGAGUAAGUAUGAUCAAAUUUUCACCAAGACAAACUAUAUCCAUGCUUGUGUGGAAUGCUAAAUUUUAUAUGGACUUUCGCUUGGGCUUAUACAUAUUUAUCAGAAUAACUUAAGCUACUCAAUUAGGAUUGACACAAACUUUAUUGGCACUUUGU